UCUUCCGGGUGUCUUUGACAGGGUUUUCUACGCCGCUUUUUCGGCGACUUUUUGCUCUUCCGCUUUUUGCCACCGCCCCCAACCUUCUAUAUCCUUGCAGCCCCUACCUUUUCUUGUGUUGCUCCUCCCCUGGCAGCCCUGCGAGGGGUUAGCAGCCGGAGCCGGAGCUGGGCCUAGCUGUCGCACGGGCCACCACUACCUCCUUUGGUUCGGGAGAAAGCUACGACGGAGUACGCCCAGCCGUCCCCGCUCGGGCCUUGGAACUUCUGAGCGGGCAGUGCGGGUAGACCCUGCUUAGCCCUUCCCGGAGGACACUUGUGAGUUUAGGGGGUUUCGGAGAGGAACGCAGCGGUGUAGGCCCAGGUCGGGGGCGGGGCACGGGAAACUUUUCCGAAACGGUAGCGUUUUGUUUUGCGUGGGAGGUUCCGGCAGUAUCUCUUGGUUAUUCCAAAUUUAUGGGCGGCAUCUGGGCUGCUGUACGUUUUGAAGAAUCUUAGGACCGCUUACUUUGCUUACUCGUUUUCUCUUCCUCGUGUACUGCCUCGUGCACCACUCCAGGACCAAAAGAGGAAGAUAGUCUUGGGACUCCUGCAUGGUGUUUCAAAGGGUGGUGAAGAACUAAGGUAGAAGAAUACAUGCUCACUUCCAGUGAACAAGAGCAUGUUCCCAAACUCAAUUUUGGGUCGCCCACCCUUCACUCCAAAUCAUCAACAACAUAAUAACUUCUUUACCCUGUCACCUACUGUUUAUUCACACCAGCAGCUUAUAGAUGCACAAUUCAACUUUCAGAAUGCAGACUUGUCUAGAGCUGUGUCAUUACAGCAGCUGACAUAUGGAAAUGUCAGUCCAAUACAGACCUCAGCUUCCCCAUUAUUUCGAGGAAGGAAGAGAUUAAGCGAUGAAAAAAACCUUCCUCUUGACGGUAAACGGCAACGUUUCCAUUCACCCCACCAAGAGCCAACUGUAGUUAACCAGAUUGUGCCUUUAUCAGGUGAACGAAGAUACUCAAUGCCACCAUUGUUUCAUACACAUUAUGUACCAGAUAUAGUCAGAUGUGUUCCACCUUUUCGAGAAAUUCCAUUUUUAGAACCUAGAGAAAUCACACUGCCUGAGGCCAAAGAUAAGUUGAGUCAGCAGAUACUGGAGUUAUUUGAAACAUGUCAGCAGCAAAUAAGUGAUUUAAAGAAGAAAGAACUCUGUCGAACACAGCUGCAGAGAGAAAUUCAGCUGUUAUUUCCACAAAGCAGACUUUUUUUGGUUGGGUCCUCUUUAAAUGGAUUUGGUACCCGGAGCAGUGAUGGUGAUUUAUGCCUAGUUGUUAAGGAAGAACCAUGUUUUUUUCAGGUAAAUCAGAAGACUGAAGCACGGCAUAUACUCACCUUAGUCCAUAAACACUUCUGUACUAGACUUUGUAAGUCUGACAUGCCUCAAGUUUGUAUGUCACCUGACAUAACUUUACUUAAAAUGCCUCUUACAUUAUCUUCUGCGGGCUACAUUGAGAGACCUCAGCUGAUUCGAGCAAAAGUGCCAAUUGUGAAGUUCAAGGAUAAAGUCAGUUGUGUGGAGUUUGACUUGAAUGUAAACAAUAUUGUUGGAAUAAGAAACACAUUCCUUCUCAGAACUUAUGCAUACCUUGAAAAUCGAGUUCGUCCGUUAGUGCUGGUGAUUAAGAAGUGGGCAAGUCACCAUCAGAUAAAUGAUGCCAGUCGUGGUACUUUAAGCAGCUAUAGUCUUGUAUUGAUGGUUUUGCACUAUUUACAAACCCUACCUGAACCCAUCCUUCCAUCCCUCCAAAAAAUUUACCCAGAGUCUUUUAGUCCUGCUAUACAGCUGCACCUUGUACAUCAAGCUCCAUGUAAUGUUCCUCCUUACCUCUCAAAGAAUGAAUCAAACCUUGGGGACCUCUUACUGGGCUUUCUUAAAUAUUAUGCUACAGAAUUUGACUGGAAUAGUCAAAUGAUUUCAGUUCGUGAAGCCAAAGCCAUUCCGAGGCCUGAUGGUAUUGAAUGGAGAAAUAAAUACAUCUGUGUAGAAGAACCUUUUGAUGGAACAAAUACAGCCAGAGCAGUGCACGAAAAGCAGAAAUUUGAUAUGAUCAAGGAUCAAUUUUUAAAGUCAUGGCACAGAUUGAAAAACAAGAGAGAUUUGAACAGUAUACUACCUGUAAGAGUUGCUGUCCUGAAAAGAUAACUGGCCUCUAUUUCUUAAUAAAUUCUUCCAAGAAAUAAAGAACAAUAGUUUCAUCAUAAUACAUUAUGUUUACCUCCAUCAUAGUUGCUUUUUUCAUAGUUCUUGUUUUCAUGUUUUAUUUUUUAAAAGACAUAUAAAGAUUGCAUAUUUUAUUAUGACAUUUCCUAAUAAAACCCUUUGAUUUAAAAAUGUAUUUUUGAAAAUGUUUACAUUGAUGAUGAGUAAUAUUGCAUGCGUUUUCAGGUGAUCAGAUAAAAUAUAUUUUGGGAAAUUAACUGAACAAAUAAAAAGUUUUUGAUAUAACUUCAAUUAAUUGUACCACAUGCUAAUCCUGAAGAGAUGUGUAGAAUUUUGGAAAGGGUCUAAUUCAUACAUGCUUAAAGUAUAACCUACGUUAGAUAGUUUGUUGUCAAAGUCUGUUCUAGUAAAGUGAAGAUUCAAGUCAGUUGUUCAGUUACUUGAAGCAAAACGAAAUCUUUCAUUACAGUCAAAUCACUGCAGUCAUGAAAUACUGAACAAUUGCCUUAAGUCUUUGCUUGACUCACUGGGAUAGACUGAGGCUUUGCGUGUGUCUGUAUUAGCAUUUCAUUAGUACUUCACAUGCUUUUGAUGUACUCUUGAGAUUGCUUUAAAUUUUGUAUUGAAACAACAAUACAUUUUGCACUGUAGUAACAGGAGCACUAACUCAUAACAGUUAGUGAAUUGUUUUAAAGAAUCAGUUCAGUGUAGACAUUUUGAAAAGAUUGUUUCCUGUGCUUUAUGAUAGCUUAGUGCAAUGUGCACUUCUGUUUUACUUGCCAUUUUCCUGCUCUGUUUUCUCUGUGACAUGAAGCAGCAGAAACUGAGAUCAAAAUUAAGAUUAUAUCCUGUUUGUAGUAUCAGAUAUUUUUCUGUGUACAAUUAUAGGAUUGUAAUCUAAACUGGAAUUUUUAGGCAGUAAGCCACUACAAAAUGUUUUAGAUAAGACACAAUAAAAUUAUUAUAAAUAAAAGCUUAAUGUUUGUAAAAAAUCUCUUUUUUAGUAUUUCUUUUUUCACAUGAAAGAAGUGGUGGCUGCUAAAAAAAAAAAGCUACAGUGUUUAUUAAGGUUCUUUUUGAUUUAUGUAAGUAUUUGUAAAUUGGUCAGUGCCUGUAAAUUUAAAUAUAAAAAGUAAUCUUGAAAACAGUUUUAACUUUUUCAAAAGGACUAUGUCCAACAUUUUUUAGACCUGCUGUAGUACAGUUUGUACCUCUAACGUAUUUUUUUUUGCAGACCAAAUGCUAAAACUUUUGCUUUUCUUUGCCUUGUAAAAGGUGCACAUUUUCAUUUUCUUCUUUAAGUUCAAAUUUUUGUAUGAUGUCAAAUGCAAUAAAAUUUAUAUAUGGACAUUGUU
Molecule: messenger RNA, 3563 nt
Organism: Nomascus leucogenys (northern white-cheeked gibbon)
Lineage: Eukaryota; Metazoa; Chordata; Mammalia; Primates; Hylobatidae
Gene: TENT2
Product: terminal nucleotidyltransferase 2
Exons: 15
Coding region: 661-2190 (509 amino acids)
Cellular component (GO): cytosol
Molecular function (GO): poly(A) RNA polymerase activity
Source: RefSeq, a predicted model, not a curated record